This is a messenger RNA of Medioppia subpectinata, 5893 nucleotides long. The record is from the annotation of a GenBank genome assembly. Lineage: Eukaryota; Metazoa; Arthropoda; Arachnida; Sarcoptiformes; Oppiidae.
AUGCCGACAAACAAAAGUUUGACAGCCGGCGUGCUUAACGAAGUAGACGAGGUGUUUCAGAGACAAUACCUGAGGACCAACUCAUGGGAGACACGCAUCGCCGCCAGUCAGGCCGUGGAGGCCAUUGUGGCCAACGUUGCCAUUUGGAUGCCAUCGCCCACAGCCGACGCAAAGCCGUGUCAAACGGAUCCGCUCUCCGCUAAUACCGUCGGAAGAAUGACUUUCGAUAGAUAUGAUAUCAAUACUGUCAUCAAAUGUGGACACAAUUUGUUGGCCUCUGAGGGCAAAGAGUUUGACGAAUUGCCCGAUAAUAAGACGGAUUCUUCGCUGGACCUGAAGGAGAAGAUUGCGCUCCAAAGGCAGGCAUUGAAUCAGAAGUUAGGCUUAGAUACGGGCUCUACGGCUGUGACCCGAAAGGCGGCGGCUCUUCAGUUGGGAGAAGUACAACGACUACAUCCGCACGAAUUGCUUCAUCUGCUCCACAAAGUCAGACAAUACCUGAGGACCAACUCAUGGGAGACUCGCAUCGCCGCCAGUCAGGCCGUGGAGGCCAUUGUGGCCAACGUUGCCAUUUGGCUGCCAUCGCCCACAGCCGACGCCAAGCCGUGUCAAACGGAUCCGCUCUCCGCUAAUACUGUCGGAAGAAUGACUUUCGAUAGAUAUGAUAUCAAUACUGUCAUCAAAUGUGGACACAAUUUGUUGGCCUCUGAGGGCAAAGAGUUUGACGAAUUGCCCGAUAAUAAGACCGAUUCUUCGCUGGACCUGAAGGAGAAGAUUGCGCUCCAAAGGCAGGCAUUGAAUCAGAAGUUAGGCUUAGAUGUGAUGAACCGAUUGGGCAUUCAAUUGGACUCAAAUGACUUCAUAUCAAACUCUGAUCUGACGGACGAACAAAAGCCUAAUCCAGAAGCCAUUGAUUUGACACAAAAUAAGCCACAAUUGGAUGAAAUCAUUACGAAAGCGACCGGAAGUUCAGUGAAACGAAAGGCCAAUCGAUUGAAUCGAAACAAAUCUGUGGACCAAAAGUGUGAUGAAAACCAUUCAAACAAUGAAUUGAAACGAAUUAAAACUGAAAGAGAAGACUCCGAUUGUGUUAACUCUAGUGAUAGCAACACUUUUACGGACAUAACUCAAGCGAAUGAGUGGCCACUCGAGUCGUUUACUGAAGAGUUGCUCUCAGAUCUAUUCAGUGCCCUUUGGAUCGUACGUCACGGCGCGGCCACCGCUUUGCGAGAGAUUAUUAGAUUGCAGGGCAAAUGUGGCGGAAGGUCUAACAGUGUUGCCAGUCAUCUCUUGGAUCAAAUCAAUCAGCAAUGGCUCGAAGAUGUGUCACUUCGGUUAAUAUCUGUGUUAGCUUUGGACAGAUUCGGCGAUUAUGUGUCGGAUCAAGUCGUGGCGCCCGUCAGAGAGACAUGCGCUCAGACUUUAGGCUUAGUUUUGAAUUUGUUGUCAUCUGAUGGCGUGAAUAGUGUGCUCAAGAUAUUACUGGAAUUACUCAAAUCUAAGGAAUGGGAGGCCAGACACGGAGGAAUGCUUGGUCUUAAGUAUCUAUUGGCCAUCAGACAAGACAUGACGUGCCAAUUGAUUCCCGUAGUCUUUCAACCCAUUUUUGAUGGUCUUAAAGAUAAUGUGGACGAUGUGUCAGCUGUUGCUGCGGCCGCUUUGGUUCCCAUUAAAGACGUGUUGAUGAAAACGCUUCCCGAGAAAGUGCCGGUUGUGGUCAACUACUUAUGGGACGCGCUUCAAGAUCUGGACGAUUUGAGUUCAUCCACUGGUGAUCUCCUGAUGCUAUUGUCGUCUUUAUUAGUAUUCAAUUCUGACUCCAAUUCAACCCAGAAUUUGGUUGAAUUGGUUCCCCGUUUGUGGCCUUUUCUGAGUCAUGCUUUGAGUUCUGUCCGAAAAUGUGUUUUGGAAGCGCUUCUCAUUCUAUGCUCGAAGACAUCACUUGAAUGGUUAACUGUUCCGCUUCUCUCCGACGCUCUCAGACUUCUCUAUCAAAGAUGUCUUCUCGAGAAUAAUUUAGAUAUUUUGCAGAAUUUAUAUCAAGUUUGGUAUGAAUUCAUAACAAAGUCGAGUAUUGAGAAUGUGUUGCAAUCGAGUUGUCAGCAUUUGAGCGGUUGGUUCUGCCUUAUGAUGCAUCCAUCGAAGAUACCCAUCGAUGCCUCCACUUCCCAAUCGUGGCUUCAAAUGAAACAAUUCUCUCAUUCGGAGCAAAACACUGGCACUAAAUCACGUUAUAUUAAAUAUGAUAACCAAACAGUUAGGGAACAGCACUUUAUCGGAGGCACUGAAUCUUUGGCUGAAAGCACUGAAUACAGGGAAAGAUCUGUCAUCAGAGCCAGACAUCAAGCGGCGAAGUUCAUCGGAUUUCUGGCAUUUUUUGUUACAAAACCUGUAUAUUUGACAACUCCUUCGGCGAUGGAAUCGUUUGCCAACAUUUUAUUAUUUCAUUUGAACUCCAAGUCCGCGAUGCAGAAGAUGUGCAUCGCAUGGGUUGUGAAGCAAUGGGCCGAAGCGACCAAUGAGUUGACAACAGAUAAUGACUCGAAACAGUGUUUACCACAAUCGGUGACCGAUAAGUGCUUAGAAUGCCUUCAAGAAGUGGUUUAUUUCGAUGAAAUUUCAUCCAAUUUCACGCGAUUACAACUCGAAACACGUGAUUACGUCUCUCUAUUGAAAACACACAGCUUUCCAAUUAAUGAAAACAUUUACAAACCCGGAGUCGUCUAUACGUUCGACCAAAUAUACUCUUUAGCCGCUUCUGUCACCACAAACACAGAACACAAGACAAAAGGCAAGACAUACGAAAUGCUGGAAGAGAGAGCCAAAGGCCUCACUAAAACGACGACUCAGAUAUCCAAAUAUCAAACAUCUUUGUUAACGUGUGUCAUGUCUUCAAUAGCCGGCGCUCUCAUAGCGUGGAAAGAAUUGCCAGAAAAGUUGAAUCCAGUCGUUAGACCUCUUAUGGACUCAAUUAAGUCCGAAGAGAACGAACAGCUCCAGAGCGAGUCAGCCAUGAGUUUAGUCCGUUUGUUAGGAAUAUGUUGCGAACGGAGCGCCGAGAGUAGUGUCUCUCCUGUGCCUAAAAUUGUUAAAAAUUUAAUCACUUAUUUAUGUUCUGACCGUAACUUUACGCCAGAAGUGACACCAAUUGAAUCCGUGGACACAAACUCGACUCAAGAAGCAAAACAGUCGGGAAUAUUGAGUUUGGAUAAUAUGCAGAAAUACGCCGAAAAGAUGUCUUUCAAACGAUCUAAUUCUGUAAACUCCACGAAGAAAGUGAAGACCGAAGUGUCCACACCUGUUGAGGAACACCUGUCGCCCAAUCUUAUCGACCAAAACGAUGAGCAAAACCAAGUGUUGAGACGGGGAGCGAGUCUCGCACUGACCGAAAUUGCCAAAUAUUUCGGACCUCAUAUACCGUCGCGAAUGUCUCAUCUUUGGGAACAAAUCACACUAAUUAUGACAUACUCUCAGCUCUCGAAAGAGAAAUGUUUGAAUUUAAAUGAAGCCAAAUAUUUAAUUCAAUGCUUACAAGUGCUCGAAACGAUUGGCUCUCAUUUGGACCAACAAUUACACUCGCAUUUGAAACAUUUACUCACGUUUCUAUGUUAUUCACUCGAAAGCCCAUUCAUAGCAAUACGACACAUGUCUGCGCGUUGUAUCGGAAGGUUAAGUCAAGUGAUCAGAAGUGAUACAAUGGACGUACUUUUGUCCACAAUUCUAGAACUGUUAGAAAUGUCUGAAUCAGACAUUAAAAGACAGGGAGCUAUAGAAGCGGUGUAUUGUGUGAUCGAUAGUUUGGGACUUAAUAUCGUUCCCUAUAUUGUACUCCUAAUAGUGCCGAUGUUGGGCCGUAUGAGUGAUCACAACGAUUGUGUGCGCCUUUUGGCCACUCAUUGUUUCGCCCAAUUGGUCCAAUUGAUGCCACUCGACAACGACAAUAACGACAAAAGCCAUAACAACCACAUUAAUGGCGAACUCUUGCAGAGGAAGGAAACUGAGCGACACUUUUUGGAACAGUUGAUGAAUAUGAAUAAGUUAGACGAUUACAAGAUUCCCAUUGAAGUGAAGGCUGAGCUGAGGACAUACCAACAAAGUGGUGUCAAUUGGUUAGCAUUUCUCAGUAAAUACAAACUCCACGGCAUUGUUGCCGACGAAAUGGGUUUAGGAAAGACAUUACAAACUAUUUGUAUUCUUGCUUCCGAUCACUACUACCAACUAAAUCGUGUUAAAAAGUCAUCCGUUGAUUGCAAGCCUUUGCCGUCGAUAGUGAUAUGUCCGCCAACACUAACGGGUCAUUGGCUCUACGAAGUGGACAAGUUUGUCAACACUGAGCACUUGUGUCCACUCCAUUACACGGGCCCUCCAAACGAACGAAUCAAACUUAGAAAGAAGAUUAAACGAAGUGAUGAGAAACUGGUUUACAAUCUAGUGAUCGCUUCUUAUGAUAUCGUUCGCAAUGAUAUUGAGUUCUUUUCAUCGAUUCACUGGAAUUACUGUGUCUUAGAUGAGGGACAUAUCAUAAAGAAUGGUAAAACCAAACUCUCGAAAGCUAUUAAGUCAUUGCCAGCCAAUCAUCGUCUCAUCUUAACGGGAACUCCCAUUCAAAACAAUGUAUUGGAAUUGUGGUCAUUGUUUGACUUUUUAAUGCCCGGUUUUUUAGGCACCGAAAGGCAAUUCAUGGCCCGAUAUUCUCGUCCUAUUCUUCAAAGUCGCGACGCAAAGUCUUCCUCCAAAGAACAAGAGGCCGGUGUUUUAGCCAUGGAAUCACUUCAUCGACAAGUUUUGCCUUUUAUUUUGCGUCGAAUGAAAGAAGACGUGUUGAAAGACUUGCCGCCGAAGAUAAUGCAAGACUAUUACUGCGAAUUGAGUCCAUUACAGUUCAAACUAUACGAAGAUUUCGCCAAAAGCAAAGCCAGACAUACUUUACAGGAAACUAUUGUUUCUAAAAACCCAACAAACAGUGAACAGAAAGCGAACGCUCCGUCAACUCAUAUAUUCCAAGCGCUUCAGUAUUUGCGUAAAGUCUGUAAUCACCCGAAGCUUGUGUUGACCACAGCUCACCCCCAAUACGACUCCAUCAGUGCUCAACUAAAACAAGAGAAAACAUCCCUCUCUGACAUCAGUCACGCCGCAAAACUCUGUGCUUUAAGACAAUUAUUACUCGAUUGUGGAAUUGGCACUCAAAGUACGGUUUCUGUUAUUAAUGGCUCCGAACCGGUAGUCAAUCAACACAGAGCUCUCGUAUUCUGUCAGUUGAAGAGUAUGUUAGAUAUCGUUGAAAACGACUUAUUCAGAGCACAUAUGCCUUCCGUCACGUAUUUGCGUUUAGACGGAAACAUCCCUCCAAUUGCUCGGCACUCAGUUGUUCAUCGAUUUAAUAACGACCCCUCCAUUGAUGUCUUAUUGCUUACCACUCAAGUUGGAGGACUGGGACUGAACCUAACGGGUGCGGACACUGUUAUAUUCGUUGAACACGACUGGAAUCCGAUGAAAGACUUGCAGGCAAUGGAUAGGGCGCACAGAAUAGGCCAGAAGAAAGUUGUCAAUGUUUAUCGACUCAUCACAACCGGCACUUUGGAAGAGAAGAUAAUGGGUUUACAAAAGUUUAAGUUAACGAUUGCUAAUACAGUGAUCAGUAGUGAUAAUUCCAAUCUGCAGACAAUGGCAACGGACCAACUCCUGGAUCUCUUCAGUUUAGGAAACGCUAAGAGCGACACAACGAACAAAGCCAACAAUAGUAACAGCUCUGGCACUGGAAUGAAGAAUAUUCUGGAAAAUCUUCCCGAUCUCUGGGACUCUCAACAAUACGACUCGGAAUACGAUUUGACAAAUUUCAUCAAAUCCUUGAAAUCUUAAUUAUUAUUUCACUCCUAUUUUCACUCUAUUUUAU